Molecule: messenger RNA, 1443 nt
Organism: Torulaspora delbrueckii
Lineage: Eukaryota; Fungi; Ascomycota; Saccharomycetes; Saccharomycetales; Saccharomycetaceae
Gene: ARP4
Product: Arp4p
Exons: 1
Coding region: 1-1443 (480 amino acids)
Biological process (GO): regulation of transcription by RNA polymerase II
Cellular component (GO): NuA4 histone acetyltransferase complex; SWI/SNF complex
Molecular function (GO): chromatin binding
Source: RefSeq, a predicted model, not a curated record
AUGUCGAAUCCUGCAUUACAAGUAUACGGUGGUGAUGAAAUUACUGCGGUAGUCAUUGACCCAGGUUCUUUCUCUACAAACAUCGGGUUUUCUGGGACCGAUUGUCCCCAGGCUAUACUGCCAUCAUGUUAUGGCGAACAAAAGGCAGAAACGGAGGAUAACGCUCCUAAAAAGAUCUUUGCGGAACAGUCCAUUGGCAUUCCCAGACCUGACUAUGAGAUCAAGCCAAUUGUUCAAAAUAGUAUGGUUGUUGAUUGGGAUGCUGCCGAAGAACAGUGGUCAUGGGCACUGAAGGACAUACUAUAUCUUAACUCCAAUUCGGGCAUUCCUGCUUUAUUGACUGAGCCAAUAUGGAACACUUUGGAGAACAAAACGAAAUCCUUAGAGAUACUAUUAGAGUCAUUACAAUUUGAAGCCUGUUACCUAUCAUCGACGCCUACCUGCGUUUCUUUCGCGUCAGGUAGACCUAAUUGCCUGGUUGUUGAUUUGGGCCAUGAUACGACAAGUGUAAGUCCUGUAGUAGACGGAAUGACACUUUCUAAAAGUACAAUGAGAAACUUUCUCGCUGGGAACUGCAUUAACGAGCUAAUCAAAAAGCCACUGAAAGGCAAAGAUUUGGUGCCACUUUUUGAGAUAGCUCAAAGAAAGCCAGAAUUCAAAAAGAAGACAUUUGACUAUCAGAUUCAUCCAUCAUUAUACAAUUAUGCAAAUUCACGAGGAUUUCUCCAGGAAUGCAAGGAAACUCUAUGUCAGGUGGCACCAUCUCCGUUAGAUAAAAUGGACUCACAGUUAGAGUCUAUGGCUAAAAGGUCUAUAGAAGCUCCUUGGGCCGAAGAGCUUGUCUUCGAUAACAAGACACGUUUUGGGUUUGCCGAACAAUUGUUCGCACCACAGAAGGAUGAGCUACCUGAGAACUGGCCUUUGUCAAAAGAUGGGAUAGUCGAAACGUGGCACAACGACUACGUCCCACUGAAGAGAAAUAAACCUAAUGGCGGCAAACCAGAGAAGCAGAAUAAUGAAGAAGGUGAGUCUGCCGCUCACGAAGAUGAUACGGCAACAGAGACUCCAAAUGAAAACGGAAAGAGACCUCUUGAGGAGUCUGUCACUGGCAGUGAUAUCGCUGGUGCUGCAGACCUUGUCAAUGCCUCAAUUCUAGCCAGUGACGUCGACCUGCGGGCUACUUUGGCGCAUAACAUUGUUUUAACAGGUGGGACUUCUUCGAUUCCAGGGUUUAGCGAUAGACUCAUGUCAGAGCUGAACAAGAAACUGCCCGCUCUAAAAUUCAGAAUAUUGACUACUGGCCAUUUGAGGGAAAGACAAUAUCAAGCAUGGUUGGGUGGUAGCAUACUCACAAGUCUAGGCAGUUUCCAUCAACUUUGGGUGGGUAAACAGGAAUACGAAGAAGUUGGUCCGGAUAGGCUAUUAAGUGAUAGAUUCAGGUAG